AUAUACAGUAUACUGUAUCAUAGUUCAAAUUGAUUUUCUGCAGCACACGAGGAUCUUCCCUUGAACUACAGCUGGGUAAUUGUGCUCCGCUUCGGUAUAUCUUGAAGACAUGUCCUCUGUUUGAAAAGAGGUUCCUUUGCCUGCUGCUGAGAGCAGUUUAUUCGCUACGGACAACCUCUAUGGCUUUAAGAACAUCGAUUCAGAUAUUCGAGGUUGAUUCAAGUUCUAAGAAAUAAGCAUACCCAUACUGUGUUGGAGGUUUAAAAAUUACAGAAUGAACAAAGACAGAAGUGAAACGGAAUACGAGCCUUUGCUUAAAGAGCUUAAAACCCGAAAGAAGUUCCGGUUUCCUAAUAAAACACUUCUACUGGCUGUUUGUGCAGCUUGCAUUGGAGGGACCUUUCAGUAUGGAUACAAUAUAUCGAUCAUUAAUUCCCCCACUAAGCCUAUACAGAAUUUUAUCAAUGAGACCUGGCUGCAACGGUACAACACCUAUGUAAGCAAAGAAAUCUUAACACUUCUCUGGUCUUCGACUGUGUCUAUUUUCACUCUUGGUGGUUUUAUUGGAGCUUCUACUGGUGGAGCUCUGGCAAUUAGGUAUGGGAGAAAAGGGACUCUACUGGUAAACAACAUAUUUGCUUUAUUAGCCUCUCUGUUAAUGGGUCUGAGCCACCCCACUGGAUUGUUUGAGCUUUUAAUUGCUGGACGUUUUCUUAUCGGGUUAAAUGCAGGCAUUGGCAUUUGUGUUCAGCCUCUGUACCUGGGAGAAAUUGCACCCAGACGCCUACGUGGAGCAAUGGCAAUGGGCACAUCUGUGUUUAUCACGGGUGGCAUUCUAACGGGACAGGUGAUAGGGCUGAAAGAGCUGCUGGGUGGAGAACAGUACUGGCCAAUAUUACUGUCCACCAGCUGCAUUCCUGCAGUUCUGCAGUUAAUUAUACUGCCCUGGUUUCCUGAGAGUCCGAGGUACCUACUGAUUGACAGGGGGAAUGAUCUUGCAUGCAAUAAAGCUCUGAAGAGACUACAUGGGUCUGAAAACUACCAUGAUGAGAGAGAGGACAUGGAGAAAGAGAGGCUAACAGCCCUUGGGACGCAGUCAAAAAAGCCCUGGGAGCUCUUCAUGGACAAAAACCUGCGUUUGCAGGUCAUUACAGUCAUUCUCUUGAACUCAGCCCAACAGCUCAACGGCAUCAAUGCUAUAUAUUUUUAUGCAAGUUACGUAUUUACUCGAGCUGGGAUCCCAGAUGCCACAAUUCCCUAUGUCACAAUUGGCACUGGAGCCUGUGAAUGCCUUACGGCCUUGACCUGUGGCAUGUUGAUUGACUGCCUGGGAAGAAGGGUGCUUAUCAUCGGGGGAUAUUCCCUGAUGACUCUUUGGUGUAUUUGCAUAACAGUGUCUCUCACCUUUCAAGAAGCCAGUCCAUGGGUACCUUACCUGAGCAUGAUGUGUGUCUUUGCUUUUAUCUUGAGCUUCGGCUUAGGACCAGGUGGUGUGACCAACAUUUUAACCACAGAGAUGUUUACGCAGACAGCACGGCCUGCAGCAUACAUGAUUGCGGGAUCUGUUAACUGGAUGAGUUUUUUCUUGAUAGGAAUGAUAUUUCCAUUCAUUGUGAAUGGCCUGCAGCAGUAUUGCUUCCUGGUGUUCCUGGUUAUAUGUUCCCUAGUAGCACUGUACAUAUUCUUCAUAGUUCCAGAAACCAAAAACAAAACCUUUCUUGAAAUUCAAGAGGAAUUUGACUCUCACAGCAGAAUAAAACUCUGCAAAAGAGAGAGCAUUGAAAGCAAUGGGGACAUACUGCUUUCACCACCACUGUGAAAAAAACUACCUACUGUAGAACUGAGUUAUUGGAAUUAUAUAGAUAUGAUAAUAAACACAUCACAUAAUCUGUUCGCGGUUCUCAGCUGUGGAUCUGAGGAAAAGGGUAACAAUGUCAAGUAGUAUAAUUGUAUUCAGUGUUUGACAUGGGAAGGGAUGUUGGUUAGAAUAGAAAACCUUGGAAGAAAAGAGUUAAUGGAUUCUGUGCUCAUAUAUCGAAAUAUUAUAUCAUGAUCAUAUACAGUAUAUGAGCCUUUUGCCCCAUGCAUCACCAUAAGGAUAGUAAUGACUGACAAAGAGAGAACCGAUAGUAAUAGAACCAAAAUCCUCAGCGUUCAUUUUCAAGAUUUUGAGACCAUAACAUGCCAAAUUGUUAUUCUGUGUAUCCUUAACAGAAGCAACGAUGCAUGUCUGGAUGUUCGGAAUUGAAUAUACAUAACUUAAACAACUGCUUAAGGUACUUAAUGAUGUAUACUGUAUGCAUCUUAUAUACAGUAUUUCUUAUUCUCUUAAUGAAUUAUAAAUAAUGUAGAAAUGUGCAUAUAUAAAUCAAGAGUUGUCUGGUGAGAUAAAUACAUAAACUGUUGUGACUUAUACUCAGAAAACAUGCUGUGGUUAACUUUCUGUUUUAAGUUAUUCACACCUUUUCUAUAUUUUAUGUAAUAAACUUGUUUUCUUGUGAAGAUCAACAGACUUUGGCUUUAUUUUUCAAAGUAUCUCACUGUGCAUGAGAGGAUAUGGGA
Molecule: messenger RNA, 2562 nt
Organism: Lepisosteus oculatus (spotted gar)
Lineage: Eukaryota; Metazoa; Chordata; Actinopteri; Semionotiformes; Lepisosteidae
Gene: slc2a11b
Product: solute carrier family 2 member 11b
Biological process (GO): monosaccharide transmembrane transport
Cellular component (GO): plasma membrane
Molecular function (GO): hexose transmembrane transporter activity
Source: RefSeq, a predicted model, not a curated record